AUGAGACGUCAUGAUGAUAGGUACAGGGCCUCGACUCAUGGCAGAUCGCGACACUCUUCAGGUCCCUAUGACCAGAGAGGUGAACAACACUGGAGGAUAAAAGCGAUAGAUAAACCUACUCAAGAUGGUGAUCAUAGUUCGUCUGUGACUCCAUCUGCGACCAAACAUCAGAAUCACGUCUCACGAAGGAGUAAUAUCAAAAGUGGAGUUGCUGAUAAAGUCUCAGGACCUGAAUCCCACGUCUCCCGAACCAAUGAUGAUGAUGUUUUGCGCGAGAGUACUCAUACUGGUACUGCGCCUGACCCUAAACAUUUGGCGAGCAAGAUUGUCACGCCAUCAGCAGACGAUGCAAUAUGGAAGAGUUAUGUAACAACCAGAGAUAAGGGGGUUGCUAUAUCAUUAUGUUUCUCACAUGAGGAUGGCCAGGAUGUAGAUGGGGAGGAUCAGAUGAUUGGAGCUCUUAAUGAUAUGGACAAUAUGGAUAAUCAUGGCGAGGAUGUGCUUAAUGACGAUGAUCUUUUAGGGCAGGAAGCACAUAUGUUCGCAGCAGACGACAUGGCGGAGGAUCUAAUGUCCCUUUGGGCAUUCAGUCUAAGAAGUUUGAGUUCCUCCGUAGGGGUUCUCCAAGUAAACGAUCAAAGUCCAGCUCCAGGGAUGAUGGAGGUUCUAGACAGCACUCUAGGCAAGGGCCACUAA
This is a messenger RNA of Eruca vesicaria subsp. sativa (arugula), 696 nucleotides long. The record is from the annotation of a GenBank genome assembly. Lineage: Eukaryota; Viridiplantae; Streptophyta; Magnoliopsida; Brassicales; Brassicaceae.